UCGUCGCUUGGUUGCGGUGGCGCUGCCGCCCCCGGCCACCGACAGAAAUGGCGGCGGCCACCACAGCCUUCUCCUUCUCCUUCUCCUCUGCCUCUUCCUCCUCUGUCUCGCUGCUGCGGCCGGGCUGGGCGCCCCUGAGGCGGUGGCGAACCCUCACUCGCAACAUCAGCAGCUCCCCUCGCAGCGCCGCGAGGUACCUUGCGCCGAUCGGGUCUUUUCCCUCUUCAUUCUCCUCUUUCCUCCUUCUCAUCCUUCUCCUCAUCCGCGUCCCGCUCAGUCGUCCUCAAUCAUCCUCGUCCCCCGAUCGCCCUUCGGGUGAUGAAGCCACUGUUAUCUCAGGGACAAAGCUUGCUCACCAAGUUCUGAAAGAAGUUCAAAGGGAAGUAGAAUUGUGGAUUUCUGCUGGGAACCAGCGGCCUCACCUCACUGUCAUAUUAGUAGGAGACAAUCCAGCCAGUCAUAUUUAUGUCAGGAACAAGAUAAAAGCUGCUGCAGCUGUGGGCAUUUCUAGUGAGAUCAUACUGAGGCCUAAAGACAUUUCACAGGAAGAGCUCUUGGAUAUGACAGCAAAACUCAACAAAGAUUCAAGAGUUAGUGGUUUAUUAGUUCAGCUACCUCUCCCAGAUCACAUAGAUGAACGGACAGUCUGCAACACCAUCGCCCCUGAAAAGGAUGUGGAUGGAUUCCAUAUCAUGAAUAUUGGACGCCUGUGUCUUGAUCAGCCUUCCAUAAUCCCUGCCACUGCUGCUGCUGUCUGGGAAAUCAUAAAACGGACAGGAAUACAAACAUUUGGAAAAAAUGUUCUUGUAGCUGGAAGAUCUAAGAAUGUUGGAAUGCCUAUUUCAAUGCUUUUACAUACUGAUGGAGAGCAUGAAAGACCUGGAGGUGAUGCUACAGUGACCAUUACUCACAGAUACACUCCAAAAGAGCAGCUUAAGAUCCACACACUGCUCGCUGACAUAGUCAUAGUUGCUGCAGGUAUCCCAAAGUUGAUUACAACUGAUAUGGUCAAAGAAGGUGCAGCUGUGAUUGACGUAGGCAUCAACCAUAUCCAUGAUCCUCUUACAGGAAAAACCAAAUUAGUUGGGGAUGUGGACUUUGAAGAAGUGAAGAAGAAGGCUGGCUUUAUCACUCCAGUGCCGGGAGGGGUAGGACCUAUGACUGUUGCAAUGCUUCUGAAGAACACUCUCCUGGUCGCUAAAAAGCUCAUUUACUAGAGCAAGCAGGUUACCUUGAAAGAAGAAUCUGARUUGUUCUAUUUAUUGAUGCACAAAACAUUUAUUUUUUACUACAAAUAUAUUUAUUUCUACAUUGUAUUUAUUUUUCCAUGUCAAAAUGCUAAAUCUGGUGGUUUAUAAAAAGUUCAAAUACCUUGUGUUAUCUCCUACUGACUUACUGUGAUCAAAAACGAGUUGGAGAAUGCAGCCUCCACAGGUAUGUUGUUGUUGGUGUUGGUCAAUUACAUGUUUGAGAAUGAAGAAUGAAGCAUAAAUUGCAAUUACACCUAUGAAUUGGGGCAGUUAUUAAGGUCUUGUAAACACUUGGGACCCGUUCAAACAGUAUAAAAACURAAGACAUGCUAGAUAUCUUUUAUAUACUUGUUUUGGGUUCCAAGGGCACUGAGCACUCUGGAUGUAGUUCAGAGUCCUUAAAUAUUUUUUGACCACUUAGAGCCAGCAGUGGCCAGGCAGUAAUGUUGACGUGAAUGCAAACGCACAGUCAGUGUUUUAAAAUAGUCAAAUAAGCUUGAACCUGGUGAAAUUCUGACCUUAAAUAUCUGCAAGAGGUAAGCGUGAAUAAGCUAGAGUUGAGGCUGUAAUUAUUUUUUUUCCAUGCCUGGACAAAUUGUUUUGGUGGAUAAUACCCUCACCCUCCAAAAAACCUUCAAACCUGAACAAUUUAUUUGGCUGAAUUUGACUUCAAUUGAGAGGAACGUAGUUAAAAUUAUUACGUAUGUACAAUAUGUAUAGUGGAGCAGGAGGUGAAGAGGAGGAGAGAACCAAAACUUUAUCUCUUAUGUUUGUGUUGGAACUUAAAAGCCAUUUAAUUAUUCUCUUACUUUUUUUGACUGCAUGAAGAGGGCUUUUUUUUAGUCAAUGUUGUUAGCCUUGGCUUCAGUGCUGGUUAGAGAAGAGCAUAUGGGAUAAAAUCAGUAUGGUUCUAUUCCCAAAAGKUUGGGUCCUGGGUGGAUCCAGAAUUAGUCUUAUGCAAAGUAAAAGCUGUGGUGGAGUUACUGCUGGGAUGCCAGUUCAGCUGACUGUGUGCACUGUUGACAUUCCUACUGAAGGCAGUGCGAGAAAGUUUGGACCUUUAUCUUCAUGUCUUUAUCUCAGCUAGGAUUAUUGAUUUAUUUUUGUCAGGAGCCUUAGGUGUUUGCUAGUGGGCUAUAGCUAAGUUGAAAUAGGAAGGAGAAAAAUUGUGGCUAAAUACUGUUGCCAUUAAAGGGGAAAAUGCACUUAUUAUGAUAAAAGAGUCAAGGUGGAGCAUCAUUUCCRUGCUGACUGUUCCUGUGAUGGACUUCCCGAGAGUUUGCUUUAACACAGUGUUUGCAGAAGUUGGGCAGGAUUAUUACUAAAUAUAUMAUGCCAAUAGUGCACACACUUGCUUGUCUUUUUAAAUGUAAGUGGUAAUACAAAUUUAAGUGGUAGGAGGAUCAGGGCACCUAUGGAGACUGUCCUUGGACUGAUCACCCCAUGACUAAAAGAUGGAAUAAAACUUGUUCACUGUUUAUUUGGUCUUGCUGGAGAGCAUUGAUGUGGUUUGGGGGAUGGUUGUGUUCUUUGUUUAUUGUGUGUUCAGAGCGCAGCGAAUGGGAGAGCUGCAGGUUCAGUCAUUGCUGUGUCCAUCUGCAUUGCUGUUUGCUUUAAUUGAACUCUGAUAUCUCCACGUUUUUUGGCAGAACAACCAUUCAUGGCUCUGUGCUUGUGUCCUUUGAGCGAGCCUGCAUGUGYCAUGCCCUACAAACAGGUCACUGUGCAUUGUAAGCCUUUUCCCUUUAUCCUGUGGUGUCUGGGUUUGUGUUCCAGCACAGCCAGUGGGGCUCGGGCUUGGCUCCACGGCACGCUGUCUGCACAGCUGCUGGGUCCAUCUSUGAGAGUGCUUUCUGCUGGGAGAACAUCCAGAGCAGCAGCCAGAGGGAAGGGCCCAUUCGCCAACUCAAAAAGCGUGCUGGUGCACCCGACCCGGUCAAGGAUUGUCCAUGGACAAACRCCCUGUGGGAGGUGAACACGGCCAUGUCACUGCAGCCUUGUCCCAGGCCUACUCCACCCACUGUGUUGCUUCAUGACAAAGCCUCCUCUCGGAUCCUGGCCAGAUUCAACUCCCAUUGUGCAGCUGGGUGUUGAAAGCAAGGCUCAGGAGCCUCAUCCCUGCUUGGGACUGAUAGCAGAGGUUAUCCAGGUAGGCAGAAACACUCCUGUCCAUCUGGGGAGUGUGCAAGCUGCACUUAUACAGUGUGCAGGCAUGCAGCAAUUCAGGAUAGUGAAGGAAGGGAAAAGCCUCCUGGAAUGCAGUCCAUGAGCAGGAAAACGCAUAAUUAAAAUAUGCAUAACUAGCUUGUGUUUUUCCCUUAUUAUGUGAAGUGGUUAGGUGUAAUCCUACAGAUCACUGAGGACAGUGCACUGGACAGGGAGAAGUUGAGCCAACCAGAGUUACUAGGGCAUUUAUUAGAAGACUUUUGGUUUUAAAAUAUAAAAAUUGUGAAAUGUUGCCUGGAGCUCACAGCUGAGGAAGUGAGAAUUGUUGCUGAGGUGAAGUGUGUAGUUCUCCUUUGGUCAGAGUCAGGUUGCUGAUGUCUUUGUGUUAUUGAACCGGGCUUUUCCAAUUACCUGCUCUAGUCUGGGCACAUCUGUACCCUUCAGAGAGACCAGUCUUACUUGUUCCAAGCUGCCUGUGACCAAGGAAGCUGGACAGCGUUUGGAGCUGUGGAGAGUGAUUUAGCAGAAGUGUUUGGCAGGUCUGUGCCAGAGACAUUAUGCACAGUCAUUAUGCACAGUCACUUCUUGGAGAGGCAGAGGUGGGCUUUUCUUGCAGCAAUGAAGGGAUCCACUGCUACAGGAGACAACAGUUUAUCUGCUCUUUCAGUCUGUGUUUCCUCAGUGCUCGCUCCUGGCCACUCUGGACUUGUACCCUGCAGCUCCAGGCAGCA
Malurus melanocephalus (red-backed fairy wren) is the source of this 4147-nucleotide messenger RNA. It is a transcript of the gene MTHFD2L, whose product is annotated as methylenetetrahydrofolate dehydrogenase (NADP+ dependent) 2 like. NCBI's taxonomy places the organism in Eukaryota, Metazoa, Chordata, Aves, Passeriformes, Maluridae. The record is from RefSeq and is a predicted model, not a curated record. Bases 48 to 1217 code for a protein of 389 amino acids. Gene Ontology annotation, biological process: tetrahydrofolate interconversion. Gene Ontology annotation, molecular function: methylenetetrahydrofolate dehydrogenase (NAD+) activity; methenyltetrahydrofolate cyclohydrolase activity; methylenetetrahydrofolate dehydrogenase (NADP+) activity. The transcript is spliced from 8 exons. Gene Ontology annotation, cellular component: mitochondrion.